UUAGCAUUUUCUGAAAUGAGAUAAACAUAUAUUCGAGUAUUAAAUAAAGAAAGACCGAAAUCAUCCGAGUGCACAGAGUGCAGGCGGCACGACAAAUCUAUCGUCCACGUGUCUCAUGAGUUGUCACGAAAUUAGCGGGAAACGCCAAUCAGCUGUUCCGAAUGAUAGGUUUACAUCGUGGGAGACAACCUCGUUGAAACUGAAAUCGCAAUAAAACGACGUAGCGAUGGUGCAAAUUGUUCGUUGACAAUCGAUCGAACCAGUCAUCGUUGAUGGAUCCAAUCAGUACGAAAAGAUUUUAUGGCGGCAGAGUACAGAAGAAGAAAUCGUCCAAGUCCAAUGUUUGUUGGGUGAAAACGUAUCGCGUCAUGCCCUCGCACAUACUCGGCCCGACGCAAUACUGGCAGGAAUUUCAUAAACAGGCCGAUGCACUGGCCACCGCUGCUGAACGCAGCACCAAAACCGACACGCUCUGUACAUUUGUGUAUCAGCGACCCAGCGACGGCAGUCGCAGAUUCGUCGUCGCACACCCGGAGGUUUACUGGUGGUAUUACAAAGCCAAGCCGCAAGAAGAGAGAUGCUCGUACGAGGUAAUACCGAAGGAUUCACCAUGUUGGUUAUAUCUGGACUUGGAAUAUCCGAUCGAACUAAAUCCUCUUUGCAAUGGUCCACGCAUGACUAAGAUGCUAAUAGACAUCAUACGAGCAUAUUUACUCCAUCACUAUCAUUUGUUAUGUGAUAGAAAUAAUUUUUUAAUAUUGGAUUCUACAUCCAGCAAGAAAUUCAGUAGACACGUAAUUUUUAUCCUCAAGGAUAUAGCCUUUAAAGAUAAUUCACAUGUUGGAAAGUUCAUUAAAACUAUAUACAAUGAUAUCUUGCUUUACUUGAAAUCGGACAUGUCGCAUGGAAUUUUAAGUCAUUUUAACAAAGCAGAUAUCGAGGAAAUGCUCGUGAAAACCGAGCAUGAUGAAAAAUUGUUUAUUGACAAUGGUGUCUAUACAAAGAAUAGACAUUUUAGAUUAUACCUGUCUACCAAGUGGGGAAAACAGUCAUAUCUAACAGUUUCUGAAGAUUGUACACAUAACGCAGUGAACAAACGCAGAGAAAAAGAACUAGGAAUCUUCCUAGACUCCUUGAUAUCGUACUUUCCAAACAAGCAGAAUUUAAUUCUGCUAGAGUUUUUUAAUCGGACCGAUGUAAAAACUCAACGUUACAUAAACGUGCCAAAGAAAUCCAUUCACGAAAAUGAUAACCAGACGUCACCAUAUCCCGAAAUAGACAGAUACAUUAGCCAUCUCGUUGAUCCUGGCAAGAUACGCAUCGUUAAGUAUUCUGAAAAAGCUAAUACACUGAAAUACGAAAUUUUAGGUAACAGAUACUGUGAAAAUAUUGGCAGGUAUCAUAAAAGCAAUAAUGUAUAUUGGAUCGUGGAUCUAAAUACAAAAAAGAUCUAUCAAAAAUGUCAUGAUACUGACUGCUCGGGUUUUGUAUCAACAGCAAAGAGUUUAUCAGAAGAAAUUCUUUUUAAAUUAGAUAUCGAAGGUGAUAUUUUCAUGUCUCAUAUAAUAACAGAUGAAGAUAUUGCAGAGGAAAUUUAAGUUUAUUAAAUAUUUUAAUAAGCGCACAAAUAUAAUUUAUAUAAAACUGUGUAUAAAAAUGCCUUAAAUUAUUUCUCAAUAAAUUUAUUUUUAGUAUAUUUUUCUUCAGUAAUAAUGCCCUUUGAUAAACUAUACACUGAGAAAUAAUAAAAAA
This is a messenger RNA of Pogonomyrmex barbatus (red harvester ant), 1752 nucleotides long. RefSeq names its product DNA-directed primase/polymerase protein. The record is from RefSeq and is a predicted model, not a curated record. Gene Ontology annotation, cellular component: nucleus; mitochondrial matrix. Lineage: Eukaryota; Metazoa; Arthropoda; Insecta; Hymenoptera; Formicidae. Gene Ontology annotation, biological process: error-prone translesion synthesis; response to UV; replication fork processing. Gene Ontology annotation, molecular function: chromatin binding; DNA-directed DNA polymerase activity.